GUCACUCAAAUUAAAAGUGUCAGAAUUCACCUUUCGAUGUCUCGUUAAGUCUUCAAGGCGAAUGCCUAAAUUAAUAUUUUUGUUAGUUUACAAGAAAAACAAGCGACAUGAAUGAUGACGUACAAAGUGAAUUGUUAGAAGCCGAAUUUCGUCAAAUUUUAAUCGCUAUUAAGCCCCAUAUUAACCAUAUCGACAACCAUUACCAUUUAGAAAGCUACAGGGUGUGGCUGGAACGGUUAAGCAACGCCCAUUUUUCCGAAAAGGCGGAGCGCAACAAGUACUUACUCGAGUUGGCCAAUCAGAUCCAGGACAAUGUCUUAGAACCGCCCUUCACGUACAACCCACCCAGAGGACUCCUCCCACGAAUAAAAACCUUCCACCGUCUGCAAACCGAAGACGAUGCGACCCGUAUUUCCGACCAUUUUUUUCAAAAAGACGAAAAUCAAUGGCCCUUUGUCACAUCACGGCCUUCUCUACAAGAAUCAAACAAAAAUUUGAAUAAAAGUAAAACAAACACGUGGCCCCAAAAAAGGAACAAACCCAUCAAAACUAAACUAAUUCGGCCGUUUCAAAAGCUCGGGUCUGUGGGGCAAGGUGAGGAAAAGAAGUCGGAGACAAGUGGCUCGUGGUAUGAUUUGAAUGAAAGUCCUUCCGGGACGCAGGGAUGUGGGGAUACAGACCAAGAAGACGACGAGAAUAAAUCAUUAGGGACUCAACACCUAAUGGAAGGCUUGAAAACCAAGGAAGAAUUCGCAAAGAAAUACGAAGAAGAAAAAAGCAAAGACAGUUUCAAUCCUGAGAAAUUCUUAGCUGAGGAAAACUCAAACCGCAAACCUACGGCUCAAGAACUGGAAGCGCUCAAAAUGAGAAUGAAGGAUUUGCUUGAAGUCAAAAACGCACUCAGAGACACUCACUGUUUGACACAAGACAGAAAAAAAACACUCGAGACGCUUCAGGCGAAAUUAUCAGAGGUGGAGCAACAAAAGGCGGAACUACAAGUGUUACUAGAGUCGCAGAAAAAGAAGUUUUUGGAGUUGGAUAAAGUCAAGAGUAAAGAAAUGAAUGAAUUUAAAGAGAAGUUUGCACACUUGAGGCAGAAAGAAGUCGACUAUUUGAAAAAGUACCACAAUGAGGAAAUUACAAGCUUGGAAAAGUCCUAUAGUAGCAAAAUUAGUGAAAUGCAGGAGAAGAUUAACAGUUUGAAGGAAGAGUACGAGGCGAAAAUCAAGAAUUUGAGCGAUUCAAACAUGACUUUGCUACAAGAGAAGGAACAAAAAAUACACGAACUGCAGAGCGAAAUAAAAAUUAAGGAGAGUCAACCAGUAAAUCAAGGAAAUUCUGAUCAGAUACUAAACUUGAAAAAGUGUCUCUCUAGACUGGACAGAAUCCUCCACCGGAACGAAAAAGAUUAUACGAAAAAAAUUGAAAAAUUGAAAGAGGAGCUGGACUUGAAAGAAGUAACAAGCCAGGUGCAACUUCAAGCACAGAAAGCCGAUUUGAUCGUCCGAACAUCAGCCGCAAAGCAGGAAGAAUUGAGAAACGCACUUAACAGUCUUGAAUGCAAGUAUAAGCAAAUGGUGGAAACUGUUCAAAUGCAUGCUUUGGAAUCGAAAAAACGUGAUGAAAGAGUGAUUGAGGAGCUGAAAGGGCUUUUACAGAAGCACAAUGUCCUGACUGCAUAAAUUAAGUGUAUAUGUGAAAUAAAUGUACGACCUUAAAAUACUUUUUAUU
Molecule: messenger RNA, 1731 nt
Organism: Tribolium madens (black flour beetle)
Lineage: Eukaryota; Metazoa; Arthropoda; Insecta; Coleoptera; Tenebrionidae
Product: early endosome antigen 1-like
Exons: 5
Coding region: 108-1682 (524 amino acids)
Source: RefSeq, a predicted model, not a curated record